Messenger RNA from Amyelois transitella, 10213 nucleotides. It is a transcript of the gene Myo10A, whose product is annotated as unconventional myosin-XV. Gene Ontology annotation, molecular function: ATP binding; cytoskeletal motor activity; protein binding. Gene Ontology annotation, cellular component: cytoskeleton; myosin complex. The coding region runs from base 200 to 8926 and encodes 2908 amino acids. The transcript has 32 exons. NCBI's taxonomy places the organism in Eukaryota, Metazoa, Arthropoda, Insecta, Lepidoptera, Pyralidae. The record is from RefSeq and is a predicted model, not a curated record.
AGCGCCGCGGCGGCAGCGAAUUUUGCUACAUUUUACGGUGUAAUCAAAAUAUGUGUGAUAAUUACUGUUACACGAGUGUUAAUUUGUUAUUAAUAAGUGAAUAAUAUUGUGACAGAGUGUUUGGUAUUUGUGUUAUGAAGUUUAGUGAAAGUUGACGGAGGUUUUCAAGGAACUUCGGUGUCUCGAGAGUAUUUACCUCAUGGCGGGCUCCGGGGGGCUCGCGGAGUGGUCGGAGGGCGCUGCCGUCUGGUUCCAGCCGACCGGCGCCUCCGCCCCGCUGCCCGGCGAGCUGCUGGAGGUGCACCGUGCCGCCAGGGUGCUGUUGGUCAGCGCUGUCGUCAAUGGCCAGCCUCAAACCUUCGCCCUCCAAAUGGGGAACGGCGAUGAGGAAGGCGACCCAGUGUGGCCUCGUGAGGAACUCGGCCCCACGGGUGUGGAAGACAUGACCCGCCUCCACGAUCUCCACGAGGCAGCCCUGCUAUGGAACCUGAAGCUGAGAUACGAACAGGGGCUGAUCUACACGUACGCUGGUUCCAUACUUGUGGCUGUCAACCCGUAUAGACCCGUCGAUGCGCUGUAUGGCCUGCAGACUGCUAGGAGGUACCACGCAGCGGAAGCCCUAGGCGACCUUCCACCCCAUCUCUUUGCCAUAGCCGCCGCUGCGCGCGCAUCUCUACCUCAGCCACAGGCUAUACUCAUCUCCGGCGAAUCUGGAGCGGGGAAAACAGAGUCCACAAAACUUGCUGUCCAGUUCCUUGCGGCAGUAGCCCCAGCCCCACCAGGCAGAGCGCCCGUCUCCGAACAGAUCCUAGAAGCAGCCCCGCUUUUAGAAGCUUUCGGAAACGCCAGAACGCCAAAAAAUCACAAUUCUAGUCGCUUCGGAAAAUUACUCGAACUUUACUUCAAAGAUGGCGCUUUAGCUGGCGCGAGGGUUGCUCAUUAUCUAUUAGAAAAAUCCAGAAUAGUCACACAGUCGCCGGGGGAAAGGAACUACCAUGUUUUCUAUGAAUUGCUCGCCGGAUUGGACGAAGAACAGAGGAAAGCUCGGGGUCUACUGACCGCGGAACAUUACUUCUAUUUAAAUCAAGGAGGCGACUCGGGAGGGGCCGGCGCUGGUGCCGAUUGGUCAGCUUUAUGUGGUGCCAUGCAAGUUCUCGGAAUAGGGGAUGCUGAAAGAGACGAUAUCGUCAGAGUGCUAGCCGCGGUGUUACACCUGGGGAAUGUGUAUUUUCAUAGAAGACAGUUGCGUCACGGCCAAGAAGGUGUUCAAUUAGGCGGCGGGGCGGAGGUUCGUUGGGCUGCGCAUUUGUUGAAAGUGCCUGCUGAGGCUCUGGCUAGGGCGUUGACUACGAGAGUGACGGCCGCGAGGGCUGAGCGGAUGAGGUCUCCGCUGCCGAUAGACCAAGCUUUGGAUGCACGAGACGCGUUUGCUAAAGCCUUGUACUCUUCGUUGUUCAACUGGUUGGUUCUGCGGAUAAAUUCGAUAGUCCACCGCGCGGGGCUACACGACGCUCACCGGAUAUCUCUCCUAGACAUCUUCGGGUUUGAAGACUUGGAAGAGAACUCGUUCGAGCAGCUUUGCAUAAAUUACGCGAACGAAACGCUGCAGCAUUACUUCAACAAGCACAUCUUCAAGCUGGAGCAGCAGGAGUACCAGAAAGAGAGGUUGGAGUGGUCUAAUUUAACUUGGAAUGAUAAUUCUCCAGUGAUCCAGCUGCUAAGCAAGAAGCCUGUCGGCAUCCUUCACCUGCUGGAUGACGAGAGCAACUUCCCUCGCGCCUCAGACGCCUCGUUCUUAGAAAAGUGCCAUUAUAACCACGCCCUGAAUGAGUUGUAUUCGAGGCCUAGAUUGGGCGCGAGCGAGUUUGGGAUAAAACACUACGCAGGCCAAGUGUGGUACAACGUGGAAGGCUUCCUGGACAAGAACCGUGACGCUCUUCGAGGCGAUGUGCUGGAGUUACUGUGUAGCAGUGAAGUGCCUCUAGUGGCCGAGAUGUCAGCUCAGUUGAGAGCCCAGCACGACGCCAACAAGACUCUGCCGAGAGGAGCCAAUGGGAGAUUCGUCACUAUGAAGCCGAGGACGCCAACGGUGGCGGCGAGGUUCUCCGACAGCCUCCACCAGCUCCUGGAGUCGAUGUCGCGCUGCAACCCCUGGUUCGUGCGGUGCCUCAAGCCCAACACGGAUAAAUCCCCCAUGAGGUUCGACAUGCCGUGCGUGCUGGCCCAGCUGCGGUACACCGGCAUGCUGGACACCAUCAAGAUCAGGCAGACAGGGUACCCCAUCAGGAUACCCUUCCAGAACUUCGUGGACCGAUACAGAUACCUGCUAAAAUCGACUCCACCCCGAUCGACGCCUUACCGCGAGAUCUGUAACUCCAUUUUAGCAGAAAUGCCACCCACAGGAGCUGCCGGUGCAGACUACCAAUUAGGGGCCGCUCGAGUGUUCAUAAGGGAAGCGCUCCACCGCGCGCUGGAGCGAGCGCGCGCGGACAAAUUGAGAGCCGCUGCCACAAAGCUGCAGGCUAGAGUGCGCGGAUACCUCGCCAGAAAACGCUACCACCAAAUACGCCGGGCGACAGUGACGCUGCAGUCGUGGUGGCGCGGCGCGCACGCCCGGCGCCGCUAUACGACGGCGCGGCGCGGCGUGCUGCGUGCGCAGGCGCUGGUGCGCGGCCGCCGCGCCCGCCGGCGAUACGCGGCGCUCAAAGACCAGCACCGACGACGCGUGGAAGCGCAGCAAGUGGCCGCUAAACGACGAGCAGCCGAGCAAAAAGCGCAAAAAGCAAAAGCUGAAAGCCUUCAAGUACUGGAGGUGCCGGCGGAGUUGGCGUUCAUUUUGUCUAAAAUCGACGAGUGGCAGCCACCGCAUACUGACAGGCACUUAGCCAAGGUGGCAGGCGACGUCUAUGCGGAGGAAGAACGCAUUCAACUCCCGAGGGACCUCCAGCAGUUUGCCUUCUCCAAGUUCAGCUCUGUGUACUUCGCUGAUGGAGGCCAACUCAGCCCUAAAAAGCACCCAAUCACCAGACCUUUCUUGUCCAAGGCUGCAGUCAGAGAUCAAGAUUUCAAUGACGCCGUAGCGACAUUCAAGCUAAUCCUUAGAUGGUGCGAUGAAUCUGCCGCUGGUGACGAGGCGAGACAAAAGGUGCUAGCGGACUACAUAGCCUCCCGCGGGAUCUCCUCCCGUGGUCUCCGGGAUGAGAUCCUGGUCCAGCUGUGUAACCAGGCCAGUGGCAGUGGACCUGCCCCUCGCGUGUGGCAGCUCAUGGCGCACUGCCUAGCUGCUUUCCAGCCCACCGCGCCGUUGCACAAAUACCUAGUCCGCCUCGUGUCGGAGCGUGCGCCCGCGCCGUGGCGCGCGCUGCUGCUGCGGCUGCUGUGCGGCGCGGGGGGGAGCGCCGCGCGGGGGGGCGCCGUGCCGCGCCGCGCGCCGCCCACCGCGCUCGAGUGGCGCGCCGCCAGCGCACACGCCCAGCCCGCGUUGCCGCUCCGCCUCUAUGACGAUACCGUCCACCACGUGUGCGUGGAAUCGUGGACGACGUGCGAGAAAGCGGCCGCGGCGGCUCUUUCAGCGGCGGGAAUUACACACGAUGCUACCGGCUGGACGCUUUGCAUGGAACACAAUUCCCAGCUCACUGAAUGGGCGGGCUGCGAAUAUGCAUUGGACGCUGUGGGUGAAAUCGAGACUUGGAGCGCCAUGCCCACCGGCCGCACGGAGCCCCUCCGCGCUACCGGGCCCAGGAUAUCCUCCCUGCAGCCCCCGGCGCCUCCGCCCCGGGCUUCCUCAGUCGAAGACCGGUCUGCUAGACCUCAGGUGCCACCACCCGAACCACCGAAAUCCCGUUCUCCAAGCAUUCCACGCUUACUCCAAGAUUCCAUUGACGAAGGCCUCUCUGAAUACAACUGGAAACUUGAGCGGGAAGAAACCCACGCUGCCACCAAACACAACGACUAUUCUAGAAAAACUUCUCACGACAUUCUGUCAAGGGAGUCCGCUCUCAACGAAAGAUACUUCGAACAGAACAGUGACAAAGUCAGAAGCAGGUCUUUGGAUAAUCUCCUCGGUGACAAUCCUGUGCCUCAACCAACGAAACUGGCUGAUUUAGGACUAUCGCAAUCACGUCUCAAUGAUCGUUAUCACUCGGUGGAGAGGUUAGGCGGCGCGCCGAGUGUGACGAGUAGUAAAGGAGCAAUGGAGAUCGAAUAUGGGACUGGAUCUAGGGCGGUGCCGUCGAGGUACAUAAAGUCGCAGUACGCGGGGAAACGGGCGCCCGCCGGGUCGCAAUCUAGUCGAGCGUAUAUCGAGAAGAGCUCUGAAUUUAGUGGUGUACGGUCAUCAGCCAUGUCUGACACAUCAGAAGCCCCCAGUCUGGCGUCACACGUGCGGCGGGUCCGCGUGCCUUCACAGGCUUCAGACGUCGACCAAUUCUUAGACGAUCUCUUUUCGCCAGUAUUAGACCCUAAUAUAGACGAACUAUCUGAUGCGCGCUCAUUGGCUGCCAGCAUCAAGGGAGGCAAAAACUACGCAGCAUUCAUUGACAGCAUCCUCAGCUGUGACUAUGAUGAACAGAUCAACACACUGAACAGUGAAGAUCUAGGUAGACUCAUCAAAGGAGGCGGGAAAGAUGAAAAAGAUAAAGGCAGGACUAGCAGAAAGGAAUCCAGCGUCGAUUCCGUCGAUGAUUAUAUAACUAAUCUGUUUGAUCCAAUUUUUAUGAAUGAUAGCCUGAAGAGGUUGACGGACGGAGAAGGUCUUUCGGAAGUGAUUAAAGGCGGCGGUGCUACGCCUAGAGCGGCUUCAGCUAAUACUUCGGCUUUGAGCUAUGGAGGCAUGGCAUUACCAUCGACGAUGCCUACUACUCCUGAGGCAUUAGCUGCAGCUUUAGGCCUCCAUCUUCCUCCACCAGGAACCGUUGAUAUAAACGCGUAUCACCAAAAUCUACAAAGGGCUUUCUUGCAAAGCGCAAUGGCACAGAAUUUGCAAAUUCAGCAACAAUUGUUAGCUCAAAAUCAAGCCCUGCAGACUUUAUUAGCGGGACAAGUAGUUGAACCGAAUGAGAAUGAACCGACGUCUCCAGUGAGAUCUUCUACAGUAGUACACGCUCAGGUUCAUUCUCCACCGAGGAUAUCAACUAAAAUAAGACGAGAAUCUAAUGAAAGUUCAUCGACCGGAGCUCCCCCACCCCCUCCACCGCCGAUGCCCCCUCCGCUACACGCGACAGAUCCUUCAGAAGUUCGUGGAUUUAUGGAUCCUUAUGGCAGAGCAAAAACUGUACGCAUAGGCAAAUGGAGAUGGCCACCACCUAAAGACGCGACUGGACAAGAACAAACCCAAGAUUUCACUAAGUUUAAAAUGCGUCAGAUACAACGAAGAAUUACACCACAGGCUCAAACCAAUGGUGUUGAACACGAAGCUCCAAGAGGUCGAUCACGUUCUGAAGCAUCUCCUGGUAUUGAAUGGGAAGAGUUUGAAGUCGAUGGUCCCGUAUCUCCGAGUAGAGAACCUCCAAGUCAAAGAACUGCUCGAAGAAGCUUCGAGAUCGGCGCGCAAAGGCCUUCGCCGGGCAGCGUCGGAAAACUUAAACUGAGUUCUGAAAUGCGGCAGAGAUUAGAACGAGUGACCGCUAAUCACUCCGUUCGUAGUUCGUCUUCCGCUGCAGAAACUCCGCGUACUGUGAAUAAACUGGAAGACACUAGAAAGCUGAUGUUGGAACGGCAGUUAGGAGGUGGUGGUCGCUGGGAUGCUCCGCCCCCACCUUUACCCCCUGCUCCUCCAGGUCCUGCCCCUCCUCCUCCUAAAUCGCCUCCAACUCCUCCAGACAGGCCAGCUCCACCUCCUCCGGCACCUGAUACGUCUACUUUCGCUCAACUCAGACGCGACAGAGAUACGUUCGGAGUACACCAAAACAGAGACGCGGACGACCGUCACGCCUUCCUCGCCAAUUGGAACUCCAGAAGAAAAGACGAGUCUGAAGCUUCCCGCGAUGACUUGGCUUCUCGAUUCUUAACAUCGGAUCGUCGAGAAAGAAACUCGCGUAACCUCAAAGACGAUUGGGGCGACGAAUCGGAAAUCGGAAGAAGUUAUAACGGCGAUAGGCAGCAAGGUCGCGACGAGUGGGACUCAGAAUCGGGAGUGGAUAGUCGUCGUGAUCGUGACAACUUCUCCGGGAGAGAAGCGUCUGAGAUUUAUGAGAUUCAUCCAGCAAGAGCUGAGAGGCGUAGAGAAGAGAACGGUGUUGACGAGUUCGACCACAAACGAUCACCUUUCUAUGACGAUUUCGAACGGUUUGAUGGGAGGAAGAAUUCAAGGGAUAUGUUGGUUGGUCGCGCUAGAGAUAGUCCCCGUUCGGACGUGGUGUACCCACCGGAGAACGGCGAUCUGAAAAGGACGGAGAGAGCGACGUUCAAGACUCACAUGCAACAGAAGGAAAGAGACAGAAAGAUUGAAGCGGAGAGAAGACAUUCGGUGUCCACUCACGUUACCGAUAAAACUGAACACAUUGAACGUGAUGUGCCAGCGCCGGCGGCUCUCCUACCGUCAAACAAGGCUUUCCUCACAUAUAGCCGAGUGCCAUGGAAGUUGCGCGUGCGCAAGGAGAUCUUCACGCCGCUAGAGACAUACAAUGACCCCGCCAUAUUGGAUUUACUCUAUUUACAGAUAGUGCACGACAUAAACUCGAACAUGCCAUCUCUACGGAUGUCAACGAGCGAGAAACGCGCAGGCGCGGCGUGGUUGCGAUCACAAAAUGGCGUCUCGCCGCGUGCGCAGACCAAACGACAAGCAGUAGAGAUGGCCAGGUCCUGGCCUUUCUACUUCGCAAGGCUUUUUGUGGCCAGAAUACCGCCAGGAGAAAACGCCGUGUUAGCCGUUUCGCAUAGUGCGGUCACAAUUGGAGUUAAAAGUCCAUCAGGUCUAACAGUGCGGCGGUCGCUGCCGCUGGGCGGGCUGCGCGCCUCGUCGCCCGCGCCGCACUCGCUGCAGCUGAGCGCCGCGCGCGAGCCCCCGCUCACGCUGCACGUGCCGCGUGCGCAUCACGCGCACUCGCUCAUAGCCGAGUUCUCUCUGCAACACUCUCAGAUUCAACCCAAACCAACGACAAACGGAGUGACCAAGGAACGGCUGCCCGAACGCGACUCCAGAGAAAUUAGAGAAUCGCGGGAAAUUCGAGAAAUUAGGGAAUCGAGAGACGAGACGGAACAUAUAGAGAGGAGAACGCAGACCGCCUCGCCCGUACCGCGGGAUCGUGAGAGGGAGAGGGACAGAGAUAGGGAACGGGAUCCGAGGGAAAGAGACGAAAGGAGAGACCAGUCUACGCCACAGCAUGACGGAAGACACCCACUUCUGCAGUUUGCUGUGGACCACUUUAGACAGAGCCCAGAACUAGAAAUCCUGAAAGCGGACUCGUCACUGAAGAGCAAGGCGAAACGCAACGAAUGGACAUGGAAAGCGCAGACCGACGUGGUGAAAUGGCAGUCGUCGCCUCUACGCGCGCCACUUCUGCGGCUCCCGGCUGCGCUGGCGCCGCCCGCGUUGGAGUGCUUCACGUGCGUCCGCGCAUACUGCGGGGAUCUGCCCCCGGCUGAACGAGCGCUGCAUCAGGACCUUACUGAAGUUAAAUGUGUUUAUACUGUUCUGAUGCACUGCCACGCAGUCCCAGAGCUCCGGGACGAGGUGUACUGCCAGCUGAUGAAGCAGACCACCUCCAACCGCUCCCCGUCCCCAGACUCCUGCCAGCGAGCCUGGCGCCUCAUGUCCAUACUGGCUGCCUACUUCACUUGCUCAGACACGCUCAGGCCGUUCCUAGUAGAAUAUCUGUCAGCGGCGGCGGCGGACCGCCGGCGGCCGUGUCAGGGCACGGCGGCCGUGUGCCUCGCUAACUUGAGGAAGACGUUACGCUGUGGAGGGAGGAAGAAUGUUCCUAGCGUCGAAGAGGUGACGGCGGUGUCGGCGGGCCGCUCGGCGCGCCGCCAGCUGUACCGGCUGCCGGGCGGCGCCGAGCGCGUGGUCAACACGCGCUGCGCCACCGUAGUUCAGGAUAUCGUCAACGAAUUGGCCGAGCUGAUCGGCGUUACAAGCGAAGCGGAGCGCGCGGAGUUCUCCCUCUACUGCAUAGUGGCAGGGGACGCGCUGACGAUGCCCCUGGCGGGCGACGAGUACGUGCUGGACGUGACCACCGAGCUUCAGAGGGCGCACCAUCCCUUCUACCUCAUAUUCUGUCGGUCCGUGUGGCAUCAUCCUCUCAGGACUGAUGCCCCGCCGCUGUACACUGAAGUUCUGUUCAAUCAGGUGGCGCCGGACUACCUCGAGGGGCUCCUCCUAGUGCUCCCAGGCGGGGGUUCCCCCGGGAGCCCCGUGCUCCGGGACGCGGCGCUGGUGGCAGCAUUACUGCACCGGGCCGCCGCGCUGUCUGACGCCCCACACCCUCGGGACCUCAAGUUCCUGCUCCCGAAACCGUUGUUGGCGUUGCGAGAGCCUCGCCCUAAUAAGUGGGCGUCGUGGGUGGCGGCCGAGUGGCCCGCCGCUAGGGCCCUCACUCCGGCGAUGGCUAAAUCUAAAGUGCUACAGGUCCUGUCCCGCUGGCCGCUGUUCGGCUCGUCGUUCUUCGCGGUGCGGCGCGUGAGCGGGCCCGCGGCCGGCGAGUGGCGCGAGCACGUGCUGGCGCUCAACCGGCGCGGCGUGCACCUGCUGCACCCCGCCACGCACGAGACCGACACGCACUGGCCGUACAGCGAGCUCAUCUCCACUAGGAAGGUGCGGUCGGAGGACGGCACACUGUUCCUGGACGUGAAGUGCGGCUCGCUGCUCCAGCAGCGCGUGACGCGGCUGCAGGCGGAGCAGGCGCACGAGGUGGCGCGCCUCGUGCGCCAAUACGUGGCGCUCCAGCGGGACAGGGACCACCGGCACGACUCAGGCUUCAACGCUUGAGCUUUAGGCAUGUGAACAAAACUGUAUAAAGACUCAUGUGCAGUGUACAUUAUAGAAAUCAUUGCAUGUAUACGUAACUUACCUCAAGUCUCAACAUAUCCGUCCAAUAUAUCUCCAAUAUAUAUCUUACUUUAUAUAUAUUAGGCGAGUUAUAAUUAGAUUAAAAUGAUAAUAGGAUUGCUAGGAUUCAAAUGCGCGCGUUCUUAACGACCCGCGUCACAUGUCAUACUUCUAUUUUCAUUUUGGUCCUAAAGUUUUUCUUGUACAAGAUAUUAUUUAGCAUAAGUCCACAAUGAAAACAUUCCAAGGGCGUGGAAUUAAGUACAUUAGUUUAUUAUUGUAUUGUAAUUUAUACGAAUAGUAAUAUAAGAUCUGAAAUAUCUAUGUCAUGCAUUAAAUUAUAUUUACUCAAAAUCUUAUUUUGUUUUAGUAAUCAAUGUAGAAUUCGAAGAAAUGCAAAUAAAUUAACAAAAUAAAUGGUUUUAAAUAUUAUUUUGAAAUGUAGCAUGUUUAUAAAAUAUAUUAGUAACUUUUUAUUGUAUAAUGUUAUAUAAAUUUAGUCGAAACAUUUAAUGGAAUGCGUAUUAUGUUAUAAAUAGUAUCGUUUUUCCAUAAUUUUAAUAACAUGUAUACAAUUUAUAAUAUAUUUUAGAAUAAGUAUCAAAUUAAGUACCACAUUUCUAAGCAUUGUCAUAAUAAUCUAACCUACAUAAACUUUGCAAUAAGUUGUAACCUUCCUCAACACUGUUGAUCUUGAAGACGAUAAACAUUGAUGUUAUACCUAUUACCUACGUCCUGAAUAACAGAAACAGAGACGCUAUACGAAGCGGUCUUCGUAGAUUUGCGACACAAUUAUGAAUAAUUCUACAAACGUUUUUACUAGAAGAAAUUUGUGGUAACUUAAAACGAAAAAUAGCGACUUGUUUUUGGACGCAUAGUCUCAAAGUUAAUAUAAAUAAAGAAGAUAGUUUCGAGGUCCACCCACAGAUUUCCAUUACCUAUUUUCAAUUGUUUUCCUUUUUCUGUCCAUUUCGAUAUUUUAUUAAUACAUUUAAAACUGUAAUGACCUUACUUAGUCUGUCUUCCACGUUUUUCAAUAUGAAGGUGCUAUUUAUAAAUGUAAAUCAUAAAACUAAAAAACAAUUUAUUUGAUACAUUCCGUUGUCCAAAGACAGUCUGGUUGGAGUCAUAAUAUUAGUAAUAAGUUAUGUCAUUUAUGUAAUAUAUUUAAAACCAUAUUCCAUGAAAUAUACUGUAGAUACUAAUAAAAGUUAUAUUUUUUACAUA